AACAGUAAUGACAUAACCUCGUUUAUGUCUGUUAAGUAAACUGAAUUUUGUUCGUCCCAAAACGUAAGUCGCAACUUGCGUUGAAGUUGGCGAUAUGUUGAGACUGAGCCUUGUAAACCCCCUGCGAACGACGUACAAGCGCUGUUUGGCCGGACAGUCGCUGCAAGCGAAUGUGGCGGACUCGGAGUACUCUGCGGAGCCGGCGUAUCCGGAGAUCCAGAAUCCGUCGUUCAAGGCCCGCAAGCAAAGAGAUGCUUCCGAGUGGCACGAGCAGAUUCGCAAGGUGCCGACGGUGGAGGAGAAGCUAAUCAAAAUAAAUAUGCCCCGCUAUUACGGCUACAAAGUGGUUGACUUCAACGACUCCAAGAUUCCGUACAAUGCACUGCCGCUCACGCAACACUACACGCGAACUGUGCUGGAGGAUCUGCCACAGGCGACAGGAUCAGGAUCAGGAUCACAGGCGGUCAAGGAAGAAGGCGACAAGCCCAGCGAGGAUGCUGACUUUAAGGCGGUCCGUGAGGAUGUCAUUGAAGCCCUUGAGUUUGCACAUGACUACUACAAGCAUCUGGAGAAGCUAACCAAUGGUGGCCAACCAAGUGCCGUGGAACAGGAGCGCAUGCUGACGCAGAUCAUUGUGGAACAGCUCAACCGAGCCGUGCUGCAGGCUCUCAGCGAGCAGCACAAGCAUUUGGAUGAGGUCGAGGUCGACUACAAUCCGCGCCACGAAGCCUUCUGGGCGGUUGGCGGCGUAGAUCCGCCCAAGAACGUGCGCAACUCCAAGAAAGGCAGGGAGUGGCAAAAGGAAGAUGCAAACCAGAGCGUAGAUCGAUUGGUGCAGUACACGGGAGCACCGUAUCUGUCUCUGCGCCAUCGGAAGCAACUGCUGCCUUGGAAAACGCCAGCGGAAAGCGAGGAUAUUGAGUUGAGCAAACAAGUGCCCCGCUUUAAGCACGAUCCGCGCACCCUUGGCUAUAGCACCAAGCAUCAGCAUGCCACCAAUGUGCCAGGCUAUUGGCCCAAGGGUAAUGAACAGAACUUCGGACUGCUCUCAUUUCAAUCGCGGGCUCACUUCCAGUUGCGACCGAAAUCGUUUGGCGAACGCGAUCUUCAGGAGGCUCUUCAUUCGCUGGCCAUCAAAUCGUCUUAUGCAUGGCUUUUGGCCCAGGCCAACUACAAUGGCUUCAACACCUACAACGAACUCACCUAUCCCAUGAACACCCAAACUGUAAUCACGAACGGCAGGGAGUGGAGCUUUUACGAGUAUCAAUUGAAUACGCUGCUGCUGCACGGCAACCACCAGGAUGAUAAUCCGCGCGUAAACUUCUGUCGCGGAACGAAGCCUCUGCCACUUUACGCAGAGAUUGCGACAAACGGCAAGUGCGUGGACUUCAACGAUGCCACACUGCGGCAGCUGCUGAAUUUCUAUGCCAACGUGCCAAGUAUUCAGAGGACCAACGAGGAGCUACAGCCGUAUGUAGCAUCCGACAUAUCCGCGUAUGAGAACACCGAACAACGUGACUUUAUUGCUAAGACCUUUAAAUAUCUGGCCUCAAACCGACCGCGUCAUCUGGAGAUACCUGAAUUCUACAUGUGGGAGAAAAUAUACAAGAUUGAUAAUAACAAUCGGGCCAUGGAGCCCAAACGUCGAUUCUUUGAGCGGGAAGUAAAUCCCUGGCGACGAACACUCGACCAGCACGACAAGGUGUACGUGCCACGGGCGAUCCGUGGUAAAAGUCGGGAGAACAGAUACAAGAAGACUUACUACCCUUGAAUAAUUCAAUAAAUUUUUCCAAAGUUUACCUUGUUAUGAA
Molecule: messenger RNA, 1811 nt
Organism: Drosophila elegans
Lineage: Eukaryota; Metazoa; Arthropoda; Insecta; Diptera; Drosophilidae
Gene: mRpS30
Product: 39S ribosomal protein S30, mitochondrial
Exons: 2
Coding region: 95-1771 (558 amino acids)
Biological process (GO): translation
Cellular component (GO): ribosome; mitochondrion; mitochondrial large ribosomal subunit
Molecular function (GO): structural constituent of ribosome
Source: RefSeq, a predicted model, not a curated record